AUGACUCUUACGUAUGCCGAUAACAAUCAUUCGGCAGUGGUUAUACACAGUACUGUACAUAAAACGAAACAAAAAAAUAAAUUUCAUAGAGGUGAUAAUGUAAGGGUUAGUUCGAACAAGGCCGUAUUUGAAAAAGGCUAUUUGAGUAAUUGGUCUUAUGAAAUAUUUACAAUAGCAAAGGUAUGCAACACUAUACCAGUAACCUAUUUUCUCAAAGACUUUGAAAAAAAUCCGAUUAGAGGGUGUUUUUAUGAACAAGAAUUACAAAAAACCAAGUAUCCGCAUAAUUAUCUGAUUGAAAAAGUUGUACGACGUAAAGGAGAUAAAGUAUUG
Molecule: messenger RNA, 333 nt
Organism: Daktulosphaira vitifoliae (grape phylloxera)
Lineage: Eukaryota; Metazoa; Arthropoda; Insecta; Hemiptera; Phylloxeridae
Exons: 1
Source: RefSeq, a predicted model, not a curated record